AUGAACUUUUUUGGAUCAAAAUCAUCCUCAAACAGCCAACAGGGAACCAUCAACGGCUCCUCGAAUAAUAACAAUAAUAAUAAUAAUAGUACUUCUAAGAGAAUACCCCCAAAUGCCUUUUUCCCAAAUUUUUCAACUCAUAUGGCUACACCUACAACAGCCAUUAGUCAAAAUUCUUACGCUAUGGGAACAACGGGCAUCACUUCAGAAAAUGUACUAUCACGAAUGAAAUCUAUGAAUGAACCAACAACACAUCCAGAUCAUCACCAUCAACAUCAAUACCAGAAUUUAAGUUCAUCUUCUAAACCUAGCAUAAUAACAUCAUCUGUAUCGGAUUCAAAUACAGUAUCGUCUUUCUCUUCUUCAGAAGCUAUUAGACAAGCUGCUGCUGGAGGUAUCAUUACCACUGCUACUGCUACUGCUACUGCUACUGCUACUGCUACUGCUACUGCUCCUUCUACAUCAUCUUCUUCGAGACUACAACCUAUAUCAAAUAAUAAUAUUAAUAACCAAAAUGCAAUCCCUACUGCUGGUCCAGGUACUGACAUACCAAGGGGUAAAUUAGAAGUAACCAUAGUGGAAGCCAAAAACUUAUUCACAAUAUCAAAUGAUUCUCAACCAUAUGUAGUUUGUACUUUUGAAAGUUCAGAAUUCAUUUCAAAUGGUCCAGAAUCAGUUAAUAAUAACAAUCCACAUUCUAACACUAAACGCACUAAUAAUGGAUUACCCGUAAUCAAAGAAUAUCUUAAAAAGAAACCAGUAUAUACCCAUAGAUCAUCCUCACAAUUAAAUAGACUAACAGAUGAUGAUACUAAUAAUAAUAAUAAUAAUAAUAAUAAUUCCACAACAGUAACAAACCAACAACAACAACAAGAAGAUAAUAAACAACAACACCAAGAAUUAUUAACAAAUUGUUCAAACCCAAUAUGGCAUCAUAAAACUACAUUCGAUGUCCUUGGAGCUCAUUCAGAAUUAGACAUAUCAGUCUAUGAUGCUGCUCAUGAUGAUAUGUUCCUAGGUCAAGUAAGAUUACGUCCCAAGAUUCAUACAACAAAUUACGCAUCACAAGAUCAAUGGCAUACUUUACAAAGUAGAGUCCUUAACGAAAAAGUCACUGGUGAAUUAUUAAUUAAAUGGGAAUAUACCUCUACUAAGAAGAGACAUUAUGGACCCAAUGAUUUCGAAGUGUUAAGAUUGUUAGGUAAGGGUACGUUUGGUCAAGUUUAUCAAGUGAAAAAAAAGGAUACUCAACGUAUUUACGCUAUGAAAGUAUUAUCUAAGAAAGUCAUUGUGAAGAAAAAUGAAGUUGAUCAUACUAUUGGUGAAAGAAAUAUCCUCGUCACUACAGCGUCUAACGCAUCACCAUUUAUUGUUGGUUUGAAAUUCUCUUUCCAAACUCCAACUGAUUUGUAUUUAGUUACUGAUUUUAUGAGUGGUGGUGAAUUGUUUUGGCAUUUACAAAAAGAGGGGAGAUUUACUGAAGAUAGAGCUAAAUUUUAUAUUGCUGAAUUAGUACUGGCAUUGGAAUAUUUACAUGAUAAUGAUAUCGUUUAUAGAGAUUUGAAACCAGAAAAUAUUUUAUUGGAUGCUAAUGGUAAUAUUGCAUUAUGUGAUUUCGGUCUUUCUAAAGCUGAUUUGAAAGAUCGUACAAAUACUUUCUGUGGUACUACGGAAUAUUUAGCUCCUGAAUUAUUAUUAGAUGAAUCAGGGUAUACUAAGAUGGUUGAUUUUUGGUCCCUUGGUGUUUUAAUUUUUGAAAUGUGUUGUGGUUGGUCUCCAUUUUUCGCUGAAGAUAAUCAAAAAAUGUAUCAAAAGAUUGCAUUUGGUAAAGUGAAAUUCCCAAGAGAUGUCUUAUCACCAGAAGGUCGUUCAUUCGUUAAGGGUCUAUUAAAUAGAAAUCCAAAACAUAGAUUGGGUGCCAUUGAUGAUGGUAGAGAAUUAAGGGCACAUCCAUUUUUCGCUGAUAUAGAUUGGAAAUUAUUGAAAGAGAAAAAAAUCCCACCUCCAUUUAAACCACAUUUAGUUUCGGAAACAGAUACAUCUAAUUUUGAUCCAGAGUUUACUCAAACCUCCACAUCAUAUAUGAAUAAACAUCAACCAUUAGCAGCUACACCUUUAUCUCCUGCCAUGCAAGCUAAAUUCGCUGGAUUUACAUAUGUGGAUGAAUCAGCUAUGGAGGAUCAUUAUGCAAGUACUUAUAACAAUCGUAAAUUUUUACAAAGUUCCUAUUAUAUGGAACCUGGUUCAUUCAUUCCAGGUAAUCCAAAUCUACCACCAGAUGAAGAUGUUAUAGAUGAUCAUGAAGAGGAAGAGAAUUACGGGCCUACAAAGAAUGAUGACGGGACUGAUUUCGAUGGAGAUCAACAUAUGGACGAUGAAUUCGUAAGUGGGAACUUCGAAAUAUGA
This is a messenger RNA of Naumovozyma dairenensis CBS 421, 2406 nucleotides long. It is a transcript of the gene SCH9, whose product is annotated as serine/threonine protein kinase SCH9. Gene Ontology annotation, biological process: protein phosphorylation. The record is from RefSeq and is a predicted model, not a curated record. Gene Ontology annotation, molecular function: protein serine/threonine kinase activity; ATP binding. NCBI's taxonomy places the organism in Eukaryota, Fungi, Ascomycota, Saccharomycetes, Saccharomycetales, Saccharomycetaceae. The coding region runs from base 1 to 2406 and encodes 801 amino acids. The transcript has a single exon.